Molecule: messenger RNA, 989 nt
Organism: Phalaenopsis equestris
Lineage: Eukaryota; Viridiplantae; Streptophyta; Magnoliopsida; Asparagales; Orchidaceae
Product: protein SPA, chloroplastic
Exons: 7
Coding region: 145-801 (218 amino acids)
Source: RefSeq, a predicted model, not a curated record
AAACUGAAGAUUAUCGAGGGUCCAUCAUAUCCAUAAUAUGUGGUCGACAUGCUUCUUCCUGAUCGAGUUGGUAAUCGAGAAACCAGUGAAGAAUCCACGCAUAAAUCCUCCAUCCCUCCUGCCCCUACUCAGAGAGUGUGAAGAAUGGCUGCGGCGCCACCUCUGCAAGGCCUGCGCACAUCCUUUCUUCCUUCCUGUCUUCGCAAUAAGCUAACCCUCUCUCAAUCCCUCAAGCCCGGACGAACCCGCCGCUCGCCUCCCUAUCCCCGAAUCAGAGCCCUAGAGCUUGAUCAGAGCACGGUUGUUGCCAUCUCCGUCGGGGUUGUUAGCGUUGCCGUCGGCAUAGGAAUCCCACUUUUUUAUGAGUCUCAGAUCGACAAUGCGGCUAAGCGAGAGAAUACUCAGCCUUGCUUCCCUUGUAAUGGAUCUGGAGCUCAGCAAUGCAGGUUCUGCUCAGGAAAAGGAAUUGUGACUGUAAUUGUUGGCGGAGGCGAAAGCGAAGUAUCACAAUGCAUCAACUGUGAAGGUUCAGGCGCUUUAACGUGCACCACCUGCCAAGGCACCGGCAUUCAGCCUCGUUAUCUUGAUCGAAGGAAAGGCGGCACAUAUGUAAGAAUUGAAGUUUAUGCGUUAGAGAGUUCAAGGACGACGACUGAAACCUUUCGACUGAUAGAGGGCUGGAUUAAGGGUGUAAAUGAGUUGAGUCGAGCUCUAGCCACUAAGUUUGCUCUCAAGCUAAUAAGUCUCAGUCAUCUGAAUUGGCAAGUUAAGCUCCCGAGUCACUUAUCGAGUCAAUCCUAAGCAUGCUUGGCCUAGUUAAACCCCAGGUGAAUCUUCAAAUCUGCAUCAGAUAACUUGGGACGGUUUUAAAAGAACAGUAUGAGCACACAAACACAUGAUUGCUUGUAUAUAUAGAAAAAGAAAAACGAAUAAUGUGAAUGUAAGUAAUGCCAAUUGUACAUACAUACAUAUGCAUACACAUAAACUUA